Molecule: messenger RNA, 1515 nt
Organism: Oldenlandia corymbosa var. corymbosa
Lineage: Eukaryota; Viridiplantae; Streptophyta; Magnoliopsida; Gentianales; Rubiaceae
Source: the annotation of a GenBank genome assembly
AUGCCCUCUAGAAUCAAAGACAUCCUCCUGUUCGUCUCCGCUGUCCUCAUUUGCCAACUCCUCUUUUUACUCCUCCACCAUCCUUUCAGCCUCCCGCCACCCCUACCACCACCGCCGCCGCCGCCGACGACUGCCGUUUCACUCUCCCACUCGGACCUUGCCUUCUCCAUCGCUUCCUCUUCCUCCUCCCUCGCCAACCGCAUUCCGUACAUCCAACUCUGGUUUUCCCCUAAUUCCACCCCAAAUGCGUAUCUUUUCCUGGAUCAAAACCCGACCCGUUUCAAAUCGUCGCUCCCGAUCCCGCGAAUCUUUCUCUCAUCCGACACUUCCCGUUUCCCUUUCACUUUUCCUCGCGGGAACCGUGCUGCGGUCCGCAUUGCUUACACUGUGAAAGAUGUAUUUGCCCUUGCCAACCCACCUCCUAAUAUCAAAUGGUUCGUUUUCUGCGAUGACGACACUGUACUUUUCACUCGCAAUUUGGUUCGUGUUUUGUCUAAAUAUGAUCAUAAUAAGUGGUACUAUAUUGGGUCUAACUCAGAAAGUUAUGAGCAAAAUCAGAAAUUUUCGUUCGACAUGGCUUUUGGAGGGGGCGGUUUUGCGUUAAGUGCGCCAUUGGCAAAGGUUUUAGCUGGUAAAUUAGAUUCUUGUUUGUUUAGGUAUCCUCAUUUGUAUGGGAGUGAUCAGAGGAUUUUUGCUUGCUUGACUGAGUUAGGCGUUCAGAUGACUCGCGAGCCUGGUUUUCAUCAGAUUGACGUUCGAGGAGAUGUGUUUGGAAUGCUUGUGGCACAUCCAUUGUCGCCUCUGUUGUCACUGCACCACAUGGAUGCUGUAGAGCCCAUUUUUCCUGGCAUGAGGAGGAUUCAAGCUCUAGGUCAUCUUUUCAAAGCUGCGAAUGCUGAUCCUACGAGGAUGUUACAGCAAACUGUCUGCUAUGAUCUUUUUAACUCAUUGACAGUUUCAAUUUCAUGGGGAUAUGCUAUUCAGUUGUUUGAAGGAAAUCGAAAUAUUCCAGAUCUUCUUGCUUUGGAGAGAACCUUUAAGCCGUGGGGGAGGGGUCAGAGUGUUUAUUCAAGCCGAUUUAUGUUUAACACGAGAGAUCUCCCUAGAAACAGAUGCAGCAGGCCUGUAAUCUUCUUCUUUGAUAGCAUUUCUUCUUAUUCUAACCUCUAUUUGACCAACUAUAUUAAGAAGGAUUCUGGGAAUUGCUUCCGAAAGACUGCUGUAGAGAAAGUAGCCAGUAUCAGAGUUUUCUCAAAGAAGUUUGACUUCGAGAUCGAGCAGAUAGAAACGCCUAGACGUCAAUGUUGCGACAUCCGAUCACCCAUCAGUACGAACAUGACUAUUGAUAUUAGACAAUGCAAGAGUGACAUACAUGUUACGUUUCAUGAAGAUGGUGGGAUUGAAAAAUCACAUGAAUCUGAGUAUUCUGUAUGUUGUACGAGGAUUCUUGGCCUGAGUCUGAAGGUCACAUUUUUCCCUAUUGCUUCUAGUCAAAGAAGAAUGAUGCUGAAGUGA